Messenger RNA from Hemiscyllium ocellatum (epaulette shark), 762 nucleotides. RefSeq names its product mitochondrial ribosomal protein L47 (gene mrpl47). Gene Ontology annotation, cellular component: mitochondrial large ribosomal subunit; mitochondrial ribosome. Gene Ontology annotation, molecular function: structural constituent of ribosome. The coding region runs from base 17 to 715 and encodes 232 amino acids. The transcript has 7 exons. Gene Ontology annotation, biological process: mitochondrial translation. The record is from RefSeq and is a predicted model, not a curated record. Lineage: Eukaryota; Metazoa; Chordata; Chondrichthyes; Orectolobiformes; Hemiscylliidae.
GCAUUCUGGGAGUAAGAUGGCGGCGCGGGUGGUGAGCUGGUGUCUCCAGCUGAGCAGGAGCUUCAGGAUCGGCCCGAAAAACUUGGACAAGUUUCAGAAGAUUGAACGAGGAUCAAGCCUGAUUGCACAGCAUAGAUCUCUGCAUACUUCUGCUUCCUGUCAAGGGCUGAAUGAGUUCUUUGAUGACUCUAAGAAUUGGGGAGAACCAACAGUAAAAUCUGGUGCACCUUGGACAGCAAAACAACUACGAUUAAAAAGCAAUGAAGAUUUACACAAGCUCUGGUACGUCCUUCUCAAAGAAAAGAACAUGCUUUUGACUUUGGAACAAGAAGCAAAGCGACAACGAUUACCAAUGCCAAGUCCAGAGCGUUUAAAGAAAAUGGAACGAUCUAUGGCUAGAAUUGACUCCGUUGUUCAAGAACGUGAAGAUGCUCUGAGGUUGCUGCAGACUGGGCAAGAGAAAGGCCGACCUGGUGCUUGGAGGAAGGACAUCUUUGGGCGCAACUUUUGGUACAAAUUUAAGGAAUGGCCUAUUCCUUGGUACCUAAACAAGAUAUACAGAAGAAAACGAUUUUACACGCCACCAUUUGUGGAUAUUUUUGUUAGGCGACGUAUUGAGAAGCACCUACGUAAAAUCAACAAUGCAAGAAAGGCAAAAAUGGAGGAAGAGAAAGUACUAAAGGAAAAAUUCCAACAUCGGUCUGCAUCAAGUUAAUCUUGCACUGAAAAAACUUGUAAAUAAAAAAUUAAAUUUUUACACAA